Penicillium pulvis is the source of this 1551-nucleotide messenger RNA. RefSeq lists its product as uncharacterized. The record is from RefSeq and is a predicted model, not a curated record. NCBI's taxonomy places the organism in Eukaryota, Fungi, Ascomycota, Eurotiomycetes, Eurotiales, Aspergillaceae. Bases 1 to 1551 code for a protein of 516 amino acids. The transcript has 4 exons.
AUGGAGGUUACCAGCGUUGAAGGAAUUCUCUCGAUACUUAAGGAGCGGGACAUCCUCGUCAAACGGGAUGUGAUUGAGUCUGCUCUGGAGGACCCUGCGACAGGUCCCGGGAAUGGGGAGUGGGUAUUCAAACACUUGCGACCGGAAACUCUUCUAUCCAAGGAAGAGCUGAGCCUCUAUACGAAGCUUGAACAUUCCGGUGCUCUCCAACCCAUCCUUCGUGACCCCAGUCUCGGUGCGACACGGCCCUUUCUCGAGGUCGACAUACGAAGCACAAUUCAGUCUCUUGAGGUAUCCACAGCGGCAAUACAAAAAAAGUCACAGGUGCUUUAUGCACAAUGCGAAACGCUCAAAAAGCAAAUGCGCCGGCAAGAAGAAUUGGAACAAGAUAGAAAUUGGGAUAUCACACGACUGCGGAAGAAGCAUGAAGGCGUUAAACAAAACACUACAGCUCUGGCAAACGAUCUAUCCGAUGAGCUCGAUGCGGGUUUCAGGAGCGAGACAGACAAAGCGGGGGUGGAGAGCAAACGAAUCCUAUCACUGUUGUCCACCCGGUUGAAACAUGAUGAUAGAAUUCUUGCUACUCUGGAAAAUCUGAUGCCUGAGGUCAAGUCGAAUGGAAAUGACGCAUCGACGGUCAAGCGAGCAGCACAUCUUAGUGAAACUCUUGCGGACUACAGCGCAGAGGAAAUUCAUUAUCGCCUGGACCGACUAUAUCUCGAAUCUCUUGGAGCUGGAGAAGCCAAAGAGCUGAAGUAUACGCAAUCGGAGGCCGAGACCAUCUCGGCAUUGAAGGAGGAGCUGGAGUCUUUGUAUCCCGAGAUCGAGAUUUUGGCCGAGAUGUCCAUUAAACAGCAGUUCCAUGAGCCCAUUCUACGCGAGAUCCACAAUGAACACAGCCAGCUUCGGGUGACCUCACAGCACAAGUUGGAACAGAUUCUCGAUGUUUUGAUUGAUAUGACUCUGUCCAAACAGGCAUUGACGACACAGCUAGCGGACCGGGAGUCUUCAUGUGAACUGCUGGAGCAAAUUGCCACCCUUUAUCAAGCCGAAACCGUCCGUCAGCUCGUGACCCAGCCAUCCUCUCGUCGAGAAUCCAUUAGGCGGCGAUCCUUGCAACCGGGAAUGGUCCUCGGGGCUGCACGCAACCCUGUUCCAAUGCCCGAGCAGCCUUCUCUGGAAAACCUCCUUCGUCGCCUUGGGUUGUCACCUGAGUCUGUGCUCCACCCGCGGGCAGAGGAUGGCGGUGCUCAUGGACUUUAUGAGAAGCGAAUCCACAUGUCGGAGACUAUCCGAAAUCUCGAAAUGGCGGAUGAAUUGCCCCUGGUGGUUCAUCUGGGACAUUCAGACAGCUCAUCUCAGCUGCUGGCUUCCUCAUUGCAUGGAAACUCCCGGUUCGGUACAUCGUUGCGAGAUCCUGGACAAGAAGGCGCCCUGUUGAGUCUGGAAACCGAACUCGCCUCACUUCAAAAGGGGGUGGAGAGGCUUAACUUGAAUUUGCUUCAUCAGCGGGACAAGACCCAAGCCAAGUUUCUUGAGCGUUGGAGCUAA